This is a messenger RNA of Coffea arabica (coffee), 1610 nucleotides long. The record is from RefSeq and is a predicted model, not a curated record. NCBI's taxonomy places the organism in Eukaryota, Viridiplantae, Streptophyta, Magnoliopsida, Gentianales, Rubiaceae.
AUUUUAAAUAAUUUGGUGAUGUUUCUGGCCAUCUACUCCGUGCCAAUCCUAGAAUCCAGGUCCUUCAACUCCAUUCGUCCCUCGAAUUUAGGUGCUGGAUUCGCAGGUCCUUCAACUCCAUGCUACUUGACAGAGAUUUACUCCUCCGUAGGAAAGGGGCGGACCAGCUGGUAGUAACCUGCACCCUAUGAAUCCAUUAACCCUGACAUUUUUGGGCACUUUCGUCUCCACUCCCGGGCGGCGGCGGCUUAUAUAGAAAAUGAAAGUACCCAUACUGAAUGCAGUGGAUAGCUGCUUGCAGGUAGAUAUGUCUAGCAGUUCCAGUUGCAAGCAAACUGCUUCAUUUUUGUUGCUAAGUGGGAUGUAGAACACAGAAAAUAGAGAACAUUUGGCUUCAAAUUUUAGAGAUAUCAGAUACGAUGGAUUUUUGCGUUUGAUUGGACAUCUUGGUAGUUCAAUCAAAGAAAAUGACUGGAUGGAAGAAACCAUUUUUUCUUAGUUCCAGUUUUGUGAAUAAUUAGACACCUGUCUCCCCACUCUCAAAAAAAAAAGAAGUAAGGAGAACUAGUGGAAUAGACAACUGUGUCCUCUAAUUGAAGGCCUGAUGCUUCACCGCUGCAACUUCUGUAAUUAUGGUGAAUGACUAGCAAGUGAAUGUAAUGGUGAGAGGCCCAGAAAAUGAACAUUUUAACAUAUCAAUAUGCUACUUCGACGCUGAACGCACCCGUAUUUCGUUUCUCAAGAAACAUCCAAAUCUGAAAUUGUCAUUAUUAGAUUACACAAAUCGGAGGUUCUACCCAUGCAUGUCUCAAGCGCACAAGAACCCAAUAUUUGUAUGGCACACAGAUUAUUCCUGUCGACAAUUCGCUUUGGCUGUAAGGUGUAAAAAUCAGAAUAAUUCCACUAUCUGUGUCAGUUUGGAGAAUGGUGGUUAUGAUGCUUGUGUUCUGGAGAAAUCUUACAGCCUUGAAAAAGUUCACCAAGAAACCCCUGAGAAGAAUUUCUGGGGAGCUGUGGGUUUAAUCGUGGGAACAGCUGUAGGGCCUGGAAUGUUGGGAUUACCUGCAGCAACCCUAAAAUCAGAGCUCAGCUUUGCAGUAAUGAAACAAGAUAGUGUUGCUGAAGUUAGCUUCACGGGCCUUGCUAGGAAGACAUUGGGAAGUAGUCUUGGUACUUUUGUUGCUUUGGUUUAUGCAUCCUUGAGCUUUUCUUUGUUAGUGGCUUGUGUGUCAGGCAUUGGUGCUAUAGUCUCUCAGUGCUUCCCAUGGUUAAAUCCUAUAAUUGCAAAUGGGUUGUUUCCAUCUAUGGUAGGACUAACUCUGUGGUUAUUCCAUUUAAGGCCAUUGACUCGGCUAAUAGAUUUCUAUGCAUCAUGAUGCUUUUCUCCAUAAUAGCACUUGUUGGAAUUGGUUUCCUUGUUGGGCGAAACAAUAUCUUAGUUUCCUUUGUGUAUGCUUCAUGGGAGAUUUCUUUAGUUUUGCCAGCUAUACCCAUUGCUGUUCUAACACUGGGGUUUCAUGUCAUCACUCCUUUUAUUUGUAAAAUUGCUGGGAACACUAUACAUGACGCUCGAAAAGCAAUACUAUUUGGUGGAACUAUUCCAUUGCUUA